AUAACUCGAUGAUGACAUCAAAACAACUAUCCAUAACACAUUGAUAACCUGGUUUGCGUCAUAGAGUUUAUUAGCGGUAUUAGGAUAAGCAUUCGGGUUAGCGUACGAGAUACCAUACAAGUUAUCGUUCGCCAACGGAGAAUUCAUCAACUAUUGUCCGAAAAGUGGACAACGAAACGGUAGAGGAUAAAUAGGACGCUGAUGGGUUCUAACGGUUGAAAGAGAAUAAUGACUGCACAAGAAAAACAACGUCAAACAGAAGCUGGCGGCGGAGAGGCUGCGACGGUGCUAUAAGUCACGCGCCACACCCGGUCGAGCCAAUUGCGUUUGACAGAGUGUCAGAGUGAUCCUUUUCAAACUUUUCCCAGUGGGAGUGGACGCUGCGAACGCUGCUCUCGUCGACGUCGUCUUGUGCGCAUGCGUUUAUCGAUUAUUUUGGGCAUUCGAAGCAGCACACGCACGCAACCAUACACACAAAUGGAAAAUAAAAAAUCAUUUGGAGAAGUUGAAACUGAAUGUAUGGAAUAUGUGGCUGGGUAUAUAGCACAUCGUUUUAUUUCUAAAUAUCAUUACCUGAAAGACGAAGAUGAUAAUUCAGAGAAACAUAUUUCAUGGAUUAAACAUCUUUCAAAAGGAAAUCUUACAAUACCAUCAAAGACACUCGUAAAUGCUGCACAUGUUUUGGAGCCAAUAUGUUUAUAGAGCUUCAUGGUGAUGCUAUGUUAUUAGACAUGUCGACACUUGAAAAAGAAAUUAAUACACUCGAAAACGCGUUGGAUGUAAAAUUAAGUUCAAAAAUGUUAAAUGAGACACGGUGUCAAGGAAUGCUGUAUAGAGAUGGAAUUGAAUUGUGUCAUGAUAAGCCUACUCUUGAAUUACAUAAAGAAAAUUAUCAACUCAACAAUUCCGUUAAAACAAUGAGAGACAAAUUAGAUCAAACAAAAGCUAUGCAUAAUAUUCUUAUAGGACACUUGAAAAUUAUAGAAGUACAAUUGUGGAACAAGACUCACGCGUUAAAUGUCGACCAGAAAUGUCUACAGUACAGAGAACAACUAGACGACCCAGAUCGUAAUUAAGUAGAUGUUAUUAGACAUGCCGACACUCGAAAA
This is a messenger RNA of Aphis gossypii (cotton aphid), 1109 nucleotides long. RefSeq lists its product as uncharacterized. The transcript has 5 exons. The coding region runs from base 693 to 1076 and encodes 127 amino acids. The record is from RefSeq and is a predicted model, not a curated record. NCBI's taxonomy places the organism in Eukaryota, Metazoa, Arthropoda, Insecta, Hemiptera, Aphididae. Gene Ontology annotation, biological process: cilium assembly; cilium movement involved in cell motility. Gene Ontology annotation, cellular component: nucleus; microtubule cytoskeleton.